Molecule: messenger RNA, 313 nt
Organism: Amoebophrya sp. A120
Lineage: Eukaryota; Dinophyceae; Syndiniales; Amoebophryaceae
Source: the annotation of a GenBank genome assembly
GUCUGUCAUGCUAAGUCCCGCAUUCCAGACCUCAUGGGUCAUGGAAAAUCUGCAUGACAAGUCUACACUUUUCCAGACCCAGCAGACAUUUUUACAUUUGAUACAGCGGCGCUGCGGGCCCGAUGGGGGUGAAGAAGGGCGGCGUCAAGACCGCUUUUCCGAAAACUAUCAAAACAGAGAAAAAAUUCUAUGUCUGGCAUGGCCGCGUCAUCGUCAUGCUCAUGACAAAGUUGUCAGCAUGCAGACCUUUACACAAAUGAUUAUACAAGCCGAGUUCCCUCCUGGUGAGCAGUUAAAGUGCAACGAACUUUAA